UAAUAUGGCAGCCUGCUUAGUACAGCUAGGUCAAUGAAUAGCUUAACGAUUAUCUUAACUUAAUGAAGUGUUUGUCGUUAAAAGAAGUAUAAAUCAUGUUUCGGAUGCUUUAUUGUAGAUUGGGCACCACUGCUCCUUCACGGUCACUAUCGUUUUACUCGCUUUGCAAUAAAACAGGAGUUAAAUUAAAUCUCUCACGGUGGUAUACAUCUCCAGGGUCUCAUACUUCCUCGCAGCAGUCUGGCAGUACUGCGAGUCGCAUUUGGAGUCUUACUCAGAGAUCCAUUCGCCAGUCUUCUACUCGAUCAACUAAAUCCCCAAGUUUGAAAUUCAUCCUUGGACCUGCAGUGCUUGCAGUCUCAGCACGCCUAUUUUUCCACAUAGCACAAUGUGAGGCAGAUGAGAAUAACAACAUCUUAGUGGAAGUUGCAUCCAAACACCCAGAGCCUGAGUUCAAAUGGCAUAUUCUGUGGGAAUUUGUCAAGCCUCAGUGGUAUGCUCUUGUUGGUGCUGUCAUGCUUGCUUUUGGUGCUGCUAUUUUAAACAUUCAAAUCCCACUGAUGCUUGGGAACCUGGUGAAUGUUGUUGCACAAUAUCUCAGAGAACAAACGGGGAAUUAUUUGACUGAGAUAAAAGGACCUGCCCUGAAACUACUUGGAUUGUAUGGCAUCCAAGGCCUAUUAACAAGUGGCUACAUCAUCCUCCUUUCAAGGGUAGGAGAAAGAGUGGCAGCAGACAUGAGAAAGACCCUAUUUGCAUCCUUGCUGAGGCAAGAUGUGGCUUUUUUUGAUGCCAAUAAAACCGGACAGCUGGUAAAUCGUUUGACUGCCGAUAUUCAGGAGUUUAAAUCAUCCUUUAAAUUGGUUAUUUCUCAGGGUCUGCGGAGUAUCACACAGACAGUCGGGUGUUUUGUGUCCAUAUAUAUCAUCUCCCCAAAACUCACAGGUUUGACUUUGGUUGUCCUCCCGUGUCUAGUGGGAGCAGGGGCUCUUAUUGGCUCGUUCCUGCGCAAAUUGUCUCGUAUGGCUCAAGAACAGGUAGCGAAAGCUACAGGAGUGGCAGACGAGGCUCUGGGUAACGUACGCACAGUGAAAGCUUUUGCCAUGGAGGAACGAGAGCUCCAAUUGUAUGAAUAUGAAGUUGACAAAUCAUGUGAAAUGAAUGAAAAUCUUGGCACUGGGAUUGCCAUUUUUCAAGGCUUGUCAAACGUCGCCCUGAACUGCAUUGUUCUUGGAACUAUUUUUGCUGGAGGGACUUUAAUUUCCAACAAUGAAAUAUCUCCUGGAGAUCUCAUGUCCUUUUUGGUGGCGUCUCAGACUGUUCAAAGGUCCUUGGCAAGUAUCUCCAUCCUCUUUGGACAGGUGGUGAGAGGAAUAAGCUCUGGCGCUCGGGUCUUUGAGUACCUUUCUGUGCAGCCUACCAUCCUUCUCUCUGGGGGAAGCCGUAUCCCCUACCAUUCUAUGAUGGGAAGAGUCGACUUCAUGGACAUUUCAUUUAGUUAUCCGACAAGACCUGGCCACGAAGUCCUAAAGAAUUUCACCUUAACGCUGCCACCUGGAAAAACUAUUGCUGUUGUUGGUGAAUCUGGAGGAGGAAAGUCUACAGUGGCUGCCUUGCUGGAACGUUUCUAUGACCCGACCAGCGGUGCGAUCAUGUUGGAUGGGCUCGAUAUUCGAACGUUGGACCUGGCUUGGCUCAGAGGCCAAGUCAUUGGGUUCAUCAACCAGGAGCCAGUUUUGUUUGGAUCUUCUAUCAUGGAGAACAUUCGCUUUGGGAAGCCUGAAGCCACAGACGCUGAGGUCGUAAACGCAGCAAAGCAGGCCAAUGCUCACCGCUUUAUCACAAGUUUCCCAGAAGGUUAUAACACCAUGGUCGGGGAGCGAGGCGUGACGUUGUCAGGUGGUCAGAAACAGCGCAUCGCCAUCGCCCGCGCCCUGAUCAAGAACCCGAGCAUACUGGUGCUGGACGAAGCUACCAGCGCUUUGGAUGCAGAAUCUGAGCGAGUGGUGCAGGAAGCUCUGGACAAAGCCACAAAGGGUCGCACCGUGCUCGUCAUCGCCCACAGACUGAGCACCAUUCAAGGGGCCGACUUCAUCUGCGUGAUGAACAACGGCUGCAUUGUGGAGGCUGGGACACAUUUGCAACUGCUGAGCAAAGGAGGACUUUAUUCAGAUUUGAUCCGCAGACAAAGAGCCGAAGAGCAAAAAUAAAAACAAACAAACCUCUUCCUAAUAGAUCAACAAUAAAUACCAGAGUUUAUUAAUUAUGUCAGAUAUGUUGCACAUCUACCAGCUCUCUGUUAAGUUGUACAGAAGAAUUACAAAUUUGAGAACAAUUUAUAUAUUUAUUAAUGGACCAACUAAAUAAAGCUGUGAUGAUUUUAAAAUUCACUACUGUACAGAUUUGAACUACAGUAAACUGAAAAUUUUGUCUCUGAGUUUUAUUUAAACUUGUAUAGAGUUAUAAAUUCUCAUUUAAAAUUAAAUAAGAUGUGACUGAAAGAUGUCAGUUUUUCAAUUUUUAUUUGAUCUGUUUACGAAGAAUUUAUUCUUGUAAAUAUGGUUUUCUGUGAGAUGACUGGC
Messenger RNA from Nematolebias whitei (Rio pearlfish), 2582 nucleotides. It is a transcript of the gene abcb8, whose product is annotated as ATP-binding cassette, sub-family B (MDR/TAP), member 8. Gene Ontology annotation, molecular function: ATP hydrolysis activity; ATP binding; ABC-type oligopeptide transporter activity. Lineage: Eukaryota; Metazoa; Chordata; Actinopteri; Cyprinodontiformes; Rivulidae. Bases 96 to 2210 code for a protein of 704 amino acids. The record is from RefSeq and is a predicted model, not a curated record. Gene Ontology annotation, cellular component: membrane. Gene Ontology annotation, biological process: transmembrane transport. The transcript is spliced from 16 exons.